This is a messenger RNA of Paracoccidioides lutzii Pb01, 3075 nucleotides long. RefSeq lists its product as hypothetical. The record is from RefSeq and is a predicted model, not a curated record. The coding region runs from base 1 to 3075 and encodes 1024 amino acids. Gene Ontology annotation, molecular function: ATP binding; ATP hydrolysis activity. The transcript has 4 exons.
AUGACAUUAGCUACUAAUCCAGCACCGCUGAUGGAUUCUUUGGACCUUCCCCAUACUGAUGCGGGGCCUGAUCACAACGGAAUCUUGUCCCAUCCAGCAUCUGCAUCUCAGAGUGGGAAAAAUAAUACAGCAGAUCUGCCGACUACCUGUGAAAAUUGCGGUCCUGCCACACCAGGCAACGACGUGAAGGAGCUUCUCAAGACGUUGGUAGCUGGUCAAAAUGAAUUGAUUUCUAUCCAAAGGGCUAAGGGUGGUGACAAUGACGAAGGCACCGCUACACAACCAUCAAACGGCCCAAGGGAUGAAGCAGAUUUUCAAGAAAUAGCCAUUAAGCGGGUUUCACCAGGGAAAUGGCGGAAAAUCAAAAGGGAGCGGAAAAUUAUCCCUCAACAAAGCGUUCUCCUAGUCUCCUCGAAAGCAAAUGCUAGGUCCCAACAACGACACCGAGCUCUCAAACUAUCAAAUUCCGCGGACAAAAGCGCCACGGAGAGUAGUACUGAUACUAGCCCAUUUGAUGUUCCAUACCGCCUUGCCAUAAAUUCAUCCUACCUUUUAGAUGUAUUAAGCCAACUCACCGGUGAAAGCAUCACUGAGAGCCGAAAUGUCUUCGUGCGUCCGUUCAAGUACCUCGUGGCGUACGAGUCCGAUAUUCGACAGUUCCUCAAGGAGGCUGAAGCAACCUACGACCAGGUCAUCUCGAAGCUGAGUGAAUUGACUCAGGAUAAUCCGGAUGCUGUCGUUACCGUAGCCAGCUCAACCAAGCAGCUGAGUGGAGAUGAGAAAAUUAAACGAGAAACUCAAAAAGGGACUCAUGAUUCCCUCAUAGAAGAUGCCAAGAAAGCAGUUUCGUGUGCAGGAAGAGAAAUGAACCAACUCCGUUGUCUUGUGGAGUUCAUGGACAGAGACAUGCACGAUAUUUUUGAUGCCAAACACCGAAUUUCCAACUCCAGUCUCACAGAGAUCCCAUUUGAACAUCUAUGGAUGUUGUACAAACCUGGAGCCAUUAUCCUUGGUUCAAAAUCAGAUGAAUAUAGUGGUCGGCAUCAGGCCUAUCGAAUUCUAAAUAUUGCAGGGGGGAGAACAUACUUUGAUAGUGGUUUUAAAGCUGUAUACACAGGUAUAAUCGAUCAGAUUGGGGACUCAGAUUCGGAGAAUGAAGAGAAAUGCCGCGAUGCUAUCAAGUGUUCUGGCAUGGACAUGACAUGUUUCAUCAUUGACGCCUUCUAUAUCGACUUCGAUGGUGGUAAACUGGGUCCCCGACCAAUACGAUUCGCCAUUCCGCCAUACAACGGUACCAAACCCAUAAGUACAUUAGUACCUUUUCCGCUUCUCCCCGGUUCGGAGAGUCAACAAAUACAACAAAGCCUUCUUGAGCGAGGACGCCGUUUUGUGAAGCUUGUUCCGGGUGCCCAUAAAAAGUACUCGGGUAGCACGAUCCAAGAAGGGAAUCAAACCACGAGGGGCUAUAACAAUUGGCUUAUUAAACAGACCGAGCUGCACAGUGAGAUCAUGAUAGACCAGGCAGCUGGGGUCGAGCAUUUUAAACAAAGAGUAUAUCGUUUUGGUAGAAAUCUGAAAUUCGGAGGCGGUUCCAUCGCUAGGUCCACUCCACAAGACAAGAGGGAGACGUUUGAUGCACUCCCAGAACAAGAAGACGGUAGUUGGGUUACAGACGUCUUCGAAGACUCUAAAUUUGAAGAAGACCGUCAAAAUGAAUAUCGCCGAUCCACCGACCUUCUUGGUUUCCGAACGUUACUCUCAGUCUCAGUUUCAGAUAACCACCUGAUGCUUCUCCCUCCUCGAGUUUAUGGAUAUGGCCUUCUUGACCAUAAAUGGCUUCCCCUUGAUAUCAAUUUGGUGGAGGAUUUAUUAGCACGCGAGGAUCGCGUGAAUCGGGCUAGAUUUGAAGAUCUUGUUCUACCAGAGGGUCAUCGAAUGAUCCUUCAGGCGUUAAUUAAAAACCAAGUGGAACAGCCUAAGGUCUCCGGAGAACAUGAUGGGACAGGCGAACCGUUUUCAAUGGAUGCAGUCCCUGGUAAAGGUAGAGGACUUAUCAUUCUGUUACAUGGUGCACCUGGAGUUGGCAAAACGUCUACCGCCGAGUGUGUAGCGGCCCAAUUAAAGCGUCCAUUAUUACCAAUUACUUGCGGCGAUAUUGGCACAACUGCUGAAACAGUUUCGCAAACACUUGAGUCAUUCUGUGCUUUGGCACAUAGGUGGAGAUGCGUAUUGCUUCUCGACGAGGCCGACGUUUUCCUCGCAAAAAGGGAGAAAGGGGACAUAAUACGCAAUAGUCUCGUUUCAGUUUUCUUGCGGGUGUUGGAGUAUUACUCUGGGGUUAUCAUUCUGACCACAAAUCGCGUUGGUGAAUUCGAUGAGGCGUUUAGAUCCCGAAUUCAUAUGAGUCUGUACUACCCAAAGCUUGACGAAAUCUCAACCAAAGAGAUCUGGGAAAAGAAUAUUCAACAUAUCAAGAAAAGCGGUGGCGACAUCGACAUCGAGGAGGAUAAGCUUAGGCGCUUUGCCAAUAAGCAUUGGCAGGACAAUAAGUAUAAACCUUCACGACGCUGGAAUGGUAGACAGAUCAAAAACGCUUUCCAGACUGCUCUCGCGCUUGCCAACUGGGAUUUUCGCGAAGGAAAAGACAGUGCCAAACUUCAACGACCUCAGGUUAAGGUAGCCCAUUUCAACCGCAUAGCUCAAACCAGCGCUCAUUUCGACGAUUAUAUCAGUGACAUCCAUGGAAUCCAGGAAGAAGACACGUACGGAAUCCUUGCCGAACGGGAGGAAGUUAGAAAGGAUAAUUACGAACCAUCCCCCGAAAAACAAUCCAUGCAAGGAAGCCGCCCGAGGAAGAAUCCACCACCCAGGCGUCAUGGCAUCAGUCGACGCAACACGGGGGCACUCCAGAGUAGAAAUUACGGCUAUGAUGACUUUGAUAAUGAAUCCCCCGAGGAUGACAUUGAGCUUUUGAAGUUGAAACUAGAACUGGCCAAGUUGAAAAAGCAAAAGGGAUUGAAUGACAAGGCGGAAUCGUGCCAGGUUAGUGACGACAAUGACGAGGAAGCCUGGUGA